This is a messenger RNA of Paralichthys olivaceus (Japanese flounder), 4348 nucleotides long. RefSeq names its product phospholipid phosphatase 5 (gene plpp5). The record is from RefSeq and is a predicted model, not a curated record. NCBI's taxonomy places the organism in Eukaryota, Metazoa, Chordata, Actinopteri, Pleuronectiformes, Paralichthyidae. Gene Ontology annotation, biological process: phospholipid dephosphorylation; phospholipid metabolic process. Gene Ontology annotation, molecular function: phosphatidate phosphatase activity.
UUUAUUUUGAAGGUCCUGAACCAGAAGUAGCUGUGAUGCUAACAGUUAGCAUCACGCAGAGCUCGUCUCCUCCGUGGCAUCUUCGUCUCCCUGAAGGCGGCUGAUGUGCGACUUCCUCCCGGCGGCUGAACCAGAGGAUGUCCGGGCCUGGUUCGUGUUAACGUGAAGACAAAGACACAGGACACAUCGACAUCUGUAAGCCCCCGUCACCUGAACAGAGGGUGGAAUGAGGAUGUUUGCUGUUGACUGAAAUCCACCCAGAGAAACAAAAUGAAGCAGAAGCUGCUUCGUGGUUUCCUUUCGGAAAUUUCUAUCCGAAUAGCGUUGUUAGUGGUGUUCCUUGUGACGGAGCAGCUUCCUCCUUUCUUCCGUGAGAUCCAGCCUGAGGAGAUGUGGUUGUAUAAAUUCCAUCGUGUGGAGAAUGACCACGUUCCCACCUCACUCAUGUUUAGUGUGGCAGUUUUCACCCCACUGAUUGUCAUCGUGGUUUUCACCUUCAUGAGGAAGUCGGAGCGAGGAGAUCUGAAAGAAGCCUCGCUGGCUGUGACUCUGACUCUGGUGCUGAAUGGAGUUUUCACCAACGUCAUCAAACUUGUUGUUGGCAGGCCACGACCAGAUUUCUUCUACCGCUGUUUCCCAGAUGGUCAGAUGAACCUGGAGCUGCACUGCACCGGUGACCCAGAUACCGUCAUAGAGGGCAGGAAGAGCUUUCCCAGCGGGCAUUCCUCCUUUGCCUUCGCAGGUUUGGGUUUCACAGCAUUGUACAUCGCAGGAAAGCUGCGCUGCUUCAACGCAGUGGGCCAAGGCAGAGCGUGGCGGCUGUGUGCCUUCCUCAUGCCUUUGCUCAUUGCGACUGUGAUCGCCCUUUCCAGAACCUGCGACUACAAACACCACUGGCAAGAUGUGUUAGUGGGUUCUCUGCUUGGUCUCGUCUUCGCCUGGCUGUGUUACAGACAGCACUACCCUCCACUUCAGGACCCAGACUGCCACAGACCACUGCGUCACAGAGAGAUGGUUCCCGCUGCACAGGAGCGCAAGCUGGCCAACUCCAACUAUAUCCUGCCCCUGUAGAGCAGCUGUACCUGGAGAAUUCUCUUUGCAGGUGUAAUCUAUACUGGGGUACAUGGUAAAUCAUUCAACUCUGGUUUUUACACCCUGGAGGCCAGGCAGUAAAUCAGUAUUUAUUGUUAGUUGUCGAUCAUUGUAAAUAUAUGGUGGCAAUUUUCUUUUUGUGAGGUGACAUAUGGUUGGUACGUUUUCCAAACUGAAUUUACAAACUAAUUUCUCUCUAGUUGUUUCUGAGACACAUGAGUUGCGGAAAAUAGCGACUAAUUUUUAACAGUCGCGUGUGAUGGACGUGAACUACACAGGCAGCCUGGAGUGUGUGUUUCCAAACCCUAUAAUGAUGUCAAUACCUUCUGGAUGUUUUGGUACAGGAGGUCUUCUGGUUGUCAUGACAUUGUUUUCCAUAUGGCUCAGCCCCACACACACACACCCUGUGUAUUGUGCCUAUGGAUGACCUUAAAUACUCCCAACAGUUGAGCAAGUCAACGACACAACCACUGCACUAAUCGUCCACUGCCCAUCAGACUCUGGCUCAGCUGCUGUGACACAGUCUCUCAUGUAGGGUCACUAUUUUGAGAUUUUUUUGUAAACUUGCAACUUUCUAAUCAAGCAGGGUUGAGGUUAAAGGGAAACGCCUGUAUAUAUACGUAUAUAUCUGGUAGUUUGAUUUCUCUGCAUGGAUGUUCAUUCUUUACCUUGCAUCUAUAUAUGAUGAGUGUAAUGCAAGUUCAAAUAUCAUGUUUUCAACAGCGGCUCCUGGUGUCGAAGCUGGCUCAGGUGUCAUUACGUGACCUAAAUGUGAAACGGCUCCGCAAGACACUGAGUGCAAGAGUCGAGACUCUUGAGCAGAGGAUAUAAUUUCUCUCUAGACACCAGAGCAGCCACAGCAUUGAUUGACAUUGACCACGAGUCAGCGUAUGGCAGGAGAAAAGUGAAGGAGGUCAUAUGAGACCAAAACUAAAAAGUUUCUCAGCCCUCAUCGAGAGUCAGGCUUGAAAAUCAAAAGCCUUGCUCGAGGGCACCUCUGUGAUAGUAAUGAGGCAGAGAUAGGCACACACUCAUUCAUCCUGCCUGUUCAGGAAUCUAACCUGUAGCUACCCAGUCACAAGUCCACCUCUCAUACCUGUAGAGAUGGAUAGCAACCAACCGUCAUGACGUGACCAAACCUUCACAUUUGAUGUCACAUGACGACACGACAAAAGAGAGUGAGAUGUGACGAGAAGCUGCAAAAUUACUGGACCUAAUUUGAACAGGGGAAGCACAAAUGUUGAUGUUGGAUGUUCGUAUCUGAGAGGGGUGGGUGACAUGGAUAAAAAUGAGUCAUGGUAUAUGUGACUGUAUAUCUUGAUAUAUUGCAGUGAUAUUUUAUUUUCUGAAAGAUUAUGACAGGAAUGUUUUUGUUGAGUUAAACACUGCAAUAUAGUGAUUUAUGGCAAUGUCAAUAAUUGACUCACACAAGCGGAACUAUGAAGGAAGAAAGAUUACAGUAUUCUAUGUUUUUCUUAUUGUCAACAAAUUCCCUUGAUUAGACCCAAACCAACAAUGUGUAUCUGUCUCAAAAUACUUUCACUCCUACUGACACUGUAAAGGCUGCAGUUAGAAACAAUCAUGAAAUUAAAGAAUAACAUUUUUAAAUAAGCUAAAUAAUUUUAGAAUGAGCCAAAUCAUGUCAAGUAUUUUGAAGAAUAAUGCCACAGAAGAAUCAACUACGAUGACAGAUUCUGUAUUUUAUGAGCUUUGUUGACAAUAAGAAAAUGUAGCGUAUGCUCAAAUCUCUGUGGAAACCUUUUUUUUUUUUAAAUGUAUCACAAGAUAUAUUGUCUCGUCACCCACCCUUAUCUGACAGUAAUUACAUCCGUUGUAUUUAAAGGCAAAAAAUAACUUCCCUGCACCUUUGGUCUCUGCAGUUACUUUCUACUGCCUCGUUCUCCGUGCCGUAAAUCUCUCUGUCUUCCUUUGAUACAUUUGAAUGUUUCCACUCACAGAUGUUUAGAUUCACAUCUGGAUAAGGCUUGAGUAAAACCUCCCAGUGUAGCAGAUCCACUCAACUCUUGGUAUUUUAACUAUUGUAUGACACAUUAUCAUUUCCUUGUUCUAACUGCACAUCACAUCUGCUGAUAUCGACGUUCACAUGACCCUAAAACACCUGUAACACAAAUGUGUUCCUGCAUCAGUGGAUCUCAGGGUGACUGUAGGUCUUCUGUUUGUCACUGCACACUCCUCUGGCUCCUCUGCCAGCAGAUCUAAUGUGAGGAAGAGAGAUGAAGGUGCACAGGGGUUGGGUUUGUUGUUAUCACAGGGGAACCUGAUCCUUGCUAUGAACCUGAGUGGGGUCGGACUCUAACCUCUCCAGGUGAUGGUGCUAGCUUCCCAGUUCUCUUGCCGGCCAGGUUUUCUAUCCCAUCAAUAGCUUUGCUAGCACAUGGAGAUUUUUUUUUAUUUUCCUCUGGCCGUUUUCAUCAACUUUCAUUCCAGUCAUUAGAGUAAUUUAUAUUUCGAUUUUUACUUAAUUAUGGGAAAUUGUUGAUUUACGUAGAGACGACGCACAUUUUUACUAUGUUGGUUUUAUGCAGAUUGAAUCAUGAGAGACGACCAAACCUCUGUGUUUUUUGUUUGUGUGUGAUAACAGCCAAAGUGUUGCAGGGUCAAAGCAUUUUUCACUAUUGCUGUGAAUCAGGCUUGGAUCCCAGUGGUUUCAGACCAAACUCGGCAGAAAACAAAUCAUGAAUUUGUGCCUUUGUUUACUACAUGGCUUUAUGACUCUCUGUCCAUGAAUGAGCUGUAGACUGCAUGUAUUAGUGUCUGAUCUCUGUUAUUUAAAGUUUGCUUUAAAUCUUUACGUUUUAUUGUUUACCAGUGUUUAGGAUUCACUUGUGAAGAUAACACAUGAUGUUUUAAUGUGGCUUGCUGCCUCCCUUUACCUCAGAAAAAAACUCAUAAUUUAUUUCCAGAAAUUCAACUGUUAUUGUAAAGAUACCUGUGUGAGAAGUGAACAAUUUACAACUGACGGAGGAGAAUGAAAAACCUCGCUUUUAACAGAGAGAAAUGAUAUCUUACUUUGCUGGGUCUUUCUUACAGCUAUUCAUGAGAUGAUGUACAGGUCUAUUUGUAUUUUAUUUUGGGGGCAUGUGGGAGUUUACUUGAAAUUUCAAUAUCCGUUUCUGUACCUUAAAUGUGAAAAUGUAAGUAGGAACCAUAUUUGUUGUGGGCACACGAAGUUCUGGAGGACCUUUCAGAUAAAAAAAAAAAACAAAGGAAAUUGCAUUUUCCUGCAUGUUUCACA